Molecule: messenger RNA, 415 nt
Organism: Staurois parvus
Lineage: Eukaryota; Metazoa; Chordata; Amphibia; Anura; Ranidae
Source: the annotation of a GenBank genome assembly
GAUUUAUCAAGCUGUGCUUUGAAUGCUUUUCCACUUGGUCUGUACCUGACUACAAGUUCAGUUUCUGAUAAGAUCACCUCCAUCUCUUUGGCUGAUAAUGAGAUAAAGAAUCUGCCGGGCAAAUUCUUUAAUACUUAUCAGAACUUAGAAAAAUUGGAUCUGCAAGGAAAUCUUCUUGAAAGACUCCCUGUUGAAGUUAGUCACCUACCUAAGCUGAAAAUAAUAAAUAUAUCUAAAAACAAGUUGGAGGUAUUUCCAGAAGAGUUAACAAAGAUACAAUGCAUGGAGAGCAUCAAUUUAGAAGGCAAUCAGAUCAAAGGUAAGUGUCAAAUUGACUUUUUAUAGCUGAAGAAAAUAAAAACAAAACUGCAGUAGUUUGAACUGAUGUCUGCGAAUUCAUAUGUGCACAGUUGUG